CUGGCCGCGCGGCCGCCGUUUCCCGCCGUCGCAAUGCUCCGCACGGAGAAGGUGCUGCAGCUGCGGGGCCAGCAGGGCCGCUCGGUGCGCGUCGUGCGGGAGCACUACCUGCGGCCCGACGUGCCCUGCCGCAGCGCCCUGUGCCGGGCCGCCUGCCCGCGCGAUGCCAAGCUGUUAUCAGAUGAUGUUACACAUUAUGUUGUCCCUGACUGCAAGAUUGUUCAAGAUUACCUUGAGAUUCUUGAGUUUCCAGAGCUGAAAGGUAUUAUUUUCAUGCAAACAGUAUGUCAAGCCGUGCAACACCAAAAAGGACGCAGACACUACAACAAGUUACGAAGUCUAGUCAAGGAUGCUCGGCACGACUGCAUUGUGUUUGCUAAUGAAUUCCACCAGCACUGUUACUUGCCAAGACAGAAGGGAGAACCCAUGGAGAAAUGGCAGACCAGGAGUAUUUACAAUGCAGCAGUCUGGUAUUAUCAUCACUGCUUGGGGCAGAUGCCAGUUGUUAUGGUAACAGAAGAUGAAGAUGCUAUCAGGCAGUACGGAAAUGAAACAGAAGGAGUGUUUGUGAUUUCCUUCAAGAAUUACUUGGAUAACUUUUGGCCUGACUUAAAAGCUGCCCAUGAACUCUUUGACUCCAUACUUCAAGCUCAGCGGGAGCGGGAGAGUGAAAGCCAAGAAAAUAAAGGGAAAGAAUAUCCUGAGCACUUACCUCUGGAAGUAUUGGAGGCUGGGAUCAAAUCUGGAAGAUACAAACAGGGCACACUGAAUGUCAAUAAGCACAGAGCACAACUGGAAGCUUUUGUUCGACUUCAGGGAUUUGCCAGCAAAGAAACAGAACUUCAAAGUGACAUCCUUAUUUAUGGGGCCAGGGCUCGAAAUCGUGCAAUCCAUGGUGAUGUGGUGGCUGUUGAGUUACUGCCUUUGCAGGAAUGGAAAGGAAGGACUGUUGCUCUCUGUGAAAAUGAGAGUGAGGAUAAAGGUCCUGCAGAGACCACUGGUGACCCUAUGCCCACAGGUAAAGUGGUUGGAAUCAUUCAAAAGAACUGGAGGGAUUACGUGGUGACUUUCCCCUCUAAAGAAGAGAUCCAGCCUCAGAGCAGAAAUGCUCAGAAAGUGCUUGUGACACCUUGGGACUACCGAAUUCCCAAAAUCCGGAUCAGCACCCAGCAAGCUGAAGCAUUACAGGACUAUAGAGUUGUUGUGCGUAUCGAUUCCUGGGAGUCAACUUCUGUGUAUCCAAAUGGACACUUUGUGAGAGUUCUAGGAAGAAUUGGAGAUCUUGAGGGGGAAAUUGCAGCCAUUCUGGUGGAGAACAGCAUUUGUGUUGCCCCUUUCUCAGAAAUUCAGAUGAGUGAAAUGCCUGCGAGUUCUGCAGAGAAUCCCUGGAAAGUGAGUCCAGAGGAGGAAAAAAAGCGUCUUGACUUGAGAGAUACACACUUGAUAUUCAGCAUUGACCCAAAAGGCUGUGAGGAUGUGGACGACGCACUGUCUGUCAGAGCGCUGCCCAACGGCAAUCUGGAGUUAGGUGUUCACAUUGCAGAUGUCACGCAUUUUGUGGCAGCAAAUUCUUACACAGAUGUUGAAGCCAGAGCGAGGGCAACAACUUACUAUUUAGCGGAUCGCCGUUAUGACAUGCUGCCCUCUGUCUUGAGUGCUGAUGUCUGCUCUCUUCUCAGUGGAGUUGAUAGGUAUGCUGUAAGUGUCUUGUGGGAACUAAAGAAAGAAUCCUAUGAAGUGCUGAGAGUCUGUUACAACAAGAGCAUCAUUCGCUCGGCGUACAAGCUAGUGUACGAGGCGGCACAGGGAUUAUUAGAUGGAGACACAAGUGUUGUUAGUGAUAUCCUGGAACUGAAAGACUUGGAUGAAAGAACGAGACAGAAGAAGUUGUCUGAACUGGUUUGGGCAAUAUCAAAACUCACCAAUAUAGCCCGACACGUUCGAGCCAAGCGGGACAGGCGUGGUGCUCUGGAGCUAGAGGGGGUAGAAGUCCGAGUGCAGCUGGACGAUAAACACAAUAUCCAUGAUCUCAUCCCCAAGCAGCCGCUGGAGGUGCACGAGACUGUAGCAGAAUGUAUGAUUCUUGCCAACCACUGGGUGGCAAAAAAGAUUGCAGAACGUUUUCCUCAUCAGGCUUUGCUGCGCCAACACCCUCCGCCACGGCAGGAGUUUUUCACUGAGCUUCGAGAAUGUGCCAGUGCCAAAGGUUUCUCCAUGGACACACGGUCUAACAAAACACUGGCUGAAUCUCUGGACAAAGCAAAUGACCCUUUGGAUCCAAUUGUAAACAUGUUGCUGCGGUCCAUGGCCACUCAUGCCAUGUCUAAUGCUCUCUACUUCUCAACUGGCUCAUGUCCUGAGCAGGAGUUCCAUCACUAUGGGCUUGCUCUGGAGAAGUAUACUCAUUUCACCUCUCCCAUUAGAAGAUAUGCUGAUAUGGUUGUCCACAGACUCUUGACAGCAGCAGCUCUGACUGAAGCUAAAGGUGAUGUUAAGGAUGAUGUGUUCAGUGAUAAGGACCUUCAGGAACUGUGCAAACACAUUAAUAACAGAAACAGGGCAGCCCAGCGUGCUCAGAAGCAGUCCACAGAACUCUUCCAGUGCAUGUACUUCAAAGACAAAGCCCCUGAAGCAGAGGAGCGCUGCAUAGCUGACGGGGUCAUUUACUCAAUCCGGACCAACGGCGUGCUGGUCUUUGUGCCCAGGUAUGGAAUCAAAGGUGCUGCAUACAUGAAAAACAAAGAAGGCUUAGUCAUCUCUUGUCAAGGUGACGGGAGCUGCGAGUGGAAGCCUGGAUCACUGCAGCGCUCUCAGAGUAAAAUUACUUCCACUACAACUACAGGAGAAUCAGUUACAUUAAGCCUUUUUGAUCAUAUUACGGUGAAAAUACUUGUGCAGACUUCACACUGCCAUGCUGACACCAUCAAGCUUGAGAUAAUGAAGAAUGCACCAUACCAGACUUCAGCCACAGAGGUCUCCCAGAAGAACUUCCACUUGGUGAAAUCUGACCUGGUAAAAGAAGUCAGUCAGUCUGCAGAGGAAGCCCAGCGUGCCCAGGAAAAGGCAAGAGCUGAAGUCAUUGAUGAAGACUAUCAGGAGUACUGCCAGACCAAGGGAGCCAGCCUGUACCAGCUGCUGGAGGAGAUCAGGGAUUUGGCCCUACUGGAUGUUUCAGCUGACAUCAGAACUUGAACUGCAACCUGGCAACAUCUGCUUGUUGAUGUUCUGCUACUCCUCACUUUGGAUCAUUAAGUUUGGAUUGUUUGGUGUUUUUUAAAGCAGGCUAUUUAACUAAUCAGAAGUCCUUUUAGUAAGAAACUAAAUGUCUAUUUUAAAUAAGAAUUAUUUUUACCUGAUCAUGAACAUGGAUGAAUUUUUAAAAGAUUUUGUACAUAAAUCUCAUC
Dryobates pubescens (Downy woodpecker) is the source of this 3404-nucleotide messenger RNA. RefSeq names its product DIS3 like exosome 3'-5' exoribonuclease (gene DIS3L). The record is from RefSeq and is a predicted model, not a curated record. The transcript has 17 exons. Gene Ontology annotation, molecular function: 3'-5'-RNA exonuclease activity; RNA binding. Bases 34 to 3192 code for a protein of 1052 amino acids. Gene Ontology annotation, biological process: rRNA catabolic process. Gene Ontology annotation, cellular component: cytoplasmic exosome (RNase complex). Lineage: Eukaryota; Metazoa; Chordata; Aves; Piciformes; Picidae.